UAAUCGUUUUAUUGACCGUCCCCGCCCACCAAAAGACCGCUGAAAACUUCGCCUCACCUUCUCAGAAAGGUGAGCUUAAAGCACAUCUUGUCGCGUUUGGAGCGCGUCUUCUGCAGGAAGGGGAACACUUGCACCUUCGGUAUGAAGCUAACUGAAGCCUUCGCGGAGUUUGAGCUGGGUUGGCCUCGGAUGCAUUACGCUUUUGCCGUGCUCUGUAUUUUUGUCCUUGUCUAUAAAUUCACACUUUUACUUGCGAAAAGAAGGGAAACACUUCGACACUUUGAAGUUUUUUCUGGACCGCCGGGACACUGGCUGUUUGGACAUGUUCUCGAGUUUAAACAAGAUGGGACAGAAAUGGACAAGAUAGUGAGAUGGGGAGAGGAGUACUCAUAUGUUUUCCCGUUGUGGUUCGGGCCCUUUGUCAGUAUCAUCAAUAUUCAGCAUCCAGAUUAUUCAAAGACUAUCCUGACAUCAUCAGAGCCAAAAGACGAUUUUGGCUACAGGUUUAUUGAGUCCUGGAUCGGAAAUGGCUUGUUGGUGUCAGAAGGUCAGAAGUGGUUCCGUCACAGAAGGCUCUUGACCCCAGGUUUCCAUUACGAUGUUUUGAAACCAUACGUAAAAUUGAUGUCAGAGUCUGCCCAAACUAUGCUGGACAAGUGGGAAAGUUAUGCAAGCACAAAUGAGCCCUUUGAAUUGUUUAACCACGUGAGCCUUAUGACACUGGACAGCAUUAUGAAGUGUGCCUUCAGCUGCUACAGCAACUGUCAGACAGAGGGUGGAACAAAUGCAUACAUCAAAGCAGUGUAUGAGCUCAGUUUUUUAAUUAACUUUCGGCUCAGAGUGUUUCCAUACCACAGCGACCUCCUUUUCCACCUUAGCCCACAUGGUUUCAGAUACAGGAAAGCACGCCAGGUGGCUCACAGUCAUACAGAGGAAGUUAUAAGGAAGAGGAAAGAAGCACUAAAGGAAGAGAAGGAGCUUGGGCAAAUACAGGCAAAGCGACAUUUGGACUUUCUGGACAUCCUUCUCUUUGCAAGAGAUGAGAACCAGCAGGGUCUGUCAGAUGAAGAUGUACGGGCAGAAGUGGACACCUUCAUGUUUGAGGGCCAUGACACCACAGCCAGUGGCCUCUCUUUCAUUCUCUACUGUCUGGCCUGCAACCCAGAACAUCAGAAGAUUUGCAGGAAGGAGAUCAUUGAGGCCCUGGAUGGCAAGGAAACCAUGGAGUGGGACGAUCUCAGUAAAAUUCCAUACACUACAAUGUGCAUAAAAGAAGCCCUUCGUCUUUAUCCCCCUGUACCAGGAAUUGCCAGAAGAACCACCAAACCUGUAACCUUUUUUGAUGGAAAAACUGUACCUGCAGGUUCUUUAGUUGGAAUAAGUGUGUAUGGAAUUCACAGGAAUGCUUCUGUCUGGGAAAACCCAAAUGUCUUUGACCCUCUGCGUUUUCUACCAGAGAACAUUUCCAAGAGAUCCCCUCAUGCUUUUGUGCCUUUCUCAGCUGGGCCAAGAAACUGCAUUGGUCAGAACUUUGCUAUGAAUGAGAUGAAAGUGGUGACAGCCUUGGCGCUGAAGCGAUACCAGCUCAUAGAGGAGCCCACUAUGAAACCAAAGAUAAUUCCUCGACUGGUUCUCCGCUCACUCACUGGCAUACACAUCAAGAUCAAACCUGUAGACUCAGACAGCUAAAGUGCAGUAACUAUAAGACCUUCUUAAAGCUGCAUUAUUUAGAUUGUAAAUAAUUUAUGUUGAUUUGAAAUAUAAUUUCUAACAUUUAGCUAUGCUUUUACAGUGAUAUAGAGUCUUAUAUAAUAAUGAACUACAUUGUGUAUUUUAUAUGUUUGGGAAGAAAUUACUUGUUGAAAAAAAAAGAGACUAUAUUGCCAAAAGUAUUCAAUCAUCUGUCUUCAACUGCAUGUGAACCUGAGUAACAUCCCAUUUUUAAUCCAUAGGGUUUAAUUUGAUUUCAUCCCAACUCUUCUGGGAAGGCUUUCCACAAGGUUUAGGAGUGUGUUUAUGGGAAUUUUUGACUAUUCCUCCAGAAGCACAUUUGUGAGGUCAGACACUGAUAUUGGAUGAGAAGGCCUGGCUCACAGUUUCUGCUCUAAUUCAUGUUCUGUCAGGUUCAGGUCAGGACUCUGUGAAAGGCCAGUCAAAUUCUACCACACCAUGCUCACUCAUCCAUGUCUUUAUGGACCUAGCUCUGUGCACUGGUGCGCAGUCAUUUUGAAACAGGAAGGAGCCAUCCCCAAACUGUUCCCACAAAGUUGGGAGCAUGAAAUUGUCCAAAUAGGCUGAAGCAUUAAGAGUUCCUUUCACUGGAAUUAAGGGGCUGAGCCCAACUCCUGAAAAACAACCCCACACCAUAACCCCCCCUCCUCCAAACUUUACACUUUGCACAAUGCAUUCAGCCAAGCACCAUUAUCCUGGCAACUGCCAAAACCCAGACUCAUCCAUCAGAUUGCCAGACUGAAAAGGUCACUCUUAGAGAACACGUCUCCAGUGCUCUAGAAUCCAGUGGCAGUGUGCUUUAUACCACUGCAU
Archocentrus centrarchus (flier cichlid) is the source of this 2544-nucleotide messenger RNA. It is a transcript of the gene cyp4t8, whose product is annotated as cytochrome P450, family 4, subfamily T, polypeptide 8. The transcript is spliced from 12 exons. Gene Ontology annotation, molecular function: iron ion binding; monooxygenase activity; oxidoreductase activity, acting on paired donors, with incorporation or reduction of molecular oxygen. Lineage: Eukaryota; Metazoa; Chordata; Actinopteri; Cichliformes; Cichlidae. The coding region runs from base 142 to 1689 and encodes 515 amino acids. The record is from RefSeq and is a predicted model, not a curated record.